This is a messenger RNA of Caenorhabditis auriculariae, 3371 nucleotides long. Lineage: Eukaryota; Metazoa; Nematoda; Chromadorea; Rhabditida; Rhabditidae. The record is from the annotation of a GenBank genome assembly.
AUGGGUCUUGGCACGAAUCUCGUCGAUUGGGUGGACAAGCACAGGAAAAAGCCGUCAGCAGUGAUUGGAAACAUUGAUAUUCCCGCGUAUUGUCUGAAAAAAAUCGGCUCUCGACACCUGGUUCUGGCCGGUGGUGGCGGCUCUUCGAAAACUGGCGUCGCCAAUGAAAUUCAGGUUUUUUCACAAGAAAAAGAGGAACUUUUCAAUCAUAAGAAGAUUUUCAAGACGCAUUUAUUAUCAUUCGAGAAGGAAAAUUCGGCAGCACCGUCUACGAUGCGAGCCGAGUGCGUUGACAAGGUUUUUUUCAAAAGUUAUUUUGAUUGAAAAUUUUUUGUGAGUUCAACGUAUCUUUGUUUCAGUUUGACACGGGUCCCUUCGCGACGAUGAACAUGGAUGUGGCGUGUCUAACCGAAAAAUCCGAUCGAUGGCAGAUUUUUUUAAUAGCCGCUGGCCAUGAACAAGUGACUGGCUUGAAAAUUAUUUUUUAUAAGUUUUUUUGGUUUUUCUUCAAAAAAGUCAAGGAGUAAUGAAAUAGGACAGAUUAUUAGUGACAUUGUAGCUCCUGUUGGAAAAAAAGUUUUUUUAAAAGUCUAGCUUGAAAUAAAAUAAAAUAUAAAAUGGUAGUUAAAACUGAACAUGUUUAUUUCUAAUAGAAUCAGUUAUCAUUCGUCUAAGAAACAUUUCAAAUUGAAAAAUAAAAAAAUUACAAGCUUCAAUAUUUUUGUAUUUCAGUUCUGCGACUUCUACAUCACGCAAGGCUUCAAGUUAACUGAAGAGGACAGGAAAAUCGGGUUCAAUUUCAAGCAAAUCGGUCGUGUGAGGACUGAUCAUCACACCAAAAUGUCCUACCAGGUUUUUAACCUCUGAAACUUAGUUAACAUAAUUUUCUCAAGAAAUGCGUCAAAUUUGAUCGUCAAUACCGAGGUCAAAUGGUUGCGACUGGAGGAGCAGAUGGCCAUGUACGAAUUUGGGACGCCAGGACCAUUAAUAGAAAAAGUGUUCGUAUUCCAAAAGUUUGGUUUCCAUCAGAAUUUUGUUUUGUAGGAAAAAGACCCUGAACCGAAACCGCUACACGACGUCGCCGCACACGAAUCCGAUGUCGAUGAUAUCGAUUUUUCCUAUGAUUCCAAGAUUUUGAUGUUUGUGAACAUUUUAUUUUCGACAUGAUAUUCUGCUCUGAAUCAUUUCUCAAUGUUAAAGGCGCAUAGAUUUAUCAAAUGUUUUCGAAGCGAAAUUUCCUUUCAGUGUUUUGGGUUUCAUGCCUUUAAACACUUGUUGAAGGGUUUAAAAACAGAAAAUACAUCUAUUUUUUCGUGUAGAUUCUAAUUUUUUAUUUUUCAGAUCGGUUGGAAAUGGUAAAGCGUUCCUAUGGAGCACACAAACUGGCGAAAUGCUCAUUGAUGUUCCGUUUCCGAUUGAAAUUGCUCGUGGUUUCAAAGUAUUUUUUUUGAUAGUUUUUUUAAAAAUCAUGAUACAAAUAAGUUUCGAAAGAAUAUCUUUUUUUGGAGAUAACUUUUUUUGGUAGAAGGGAUGUGAUUGGUUAACUAGCUUCUGUCUGCGACGAUUGAGAUUUUUUUAUGGCUAUAAUUUUUUUUAUAUUCUUGCGGAUUUUUUUGAAGGCGCAAUAUUUUUUUACAAUAUCUCUAAAGGAUGAGCUUUUUCACCUCGAGACCUUGUUUAUAUCAGCAUAUGCCCAUUCAAAUAUCACGAUAAGAGUUUAAAAAGAUACUAUGCUCGUUCUCAAAGGGAUUAUCUCUUUAUAAUUCGAAAUUCUUCAGAUGAGAAGUGUCCGGUGCACGAAUCUCGGUGCGGCCAGCAGCAACACGGUUUUCGUCGCCGCCUACAACUCUAUCUCAAGAGCUUCGAAGGAUAUUGCCUGCUACUUGGCCUUGUGGGCUUUCAACUCCGAGAAAAAGCUUCUGCGGCCUGUCAUUGUCAAGAAAGUCGCCACUGAGGUACGGCUGAAGCUUGAUCUCGUCUUCAAACUAAUUUCGGCGAUUUGAAAAUUGACGCGUUAUUCGUGUAAAAUGUUUUUACGAAAUAAUCGAAAAUAGAAAUCCGGGAGUUAUUUAAAAAAGAUCUUACAACGAUAUAUCGCGAAAUGUGACUUUUUACGGCGAACUCUACGCGCGGAUAUAAAUUUUGUAAAUUUGUGUGAAAAGUUGUAAAUGCUCAAAUAAUUUCAAAAUUUAGAGUUCGCGCAAUUCGGAGUUUUCCCGGAUUCAUAUUUUGUCUAUUUCGCGAAAUAACUUAAAAUGAAAAUUUUGUCAGUUUUGAAAUCGCUGAAAUUGUUUUGAACAUUGACCCGGUUUUCAGGGUUAUAUUUUGUAGCCAAGUUCUUGCUGUGCCUUUCAAAGAAACCUGAACAUUUUCUAAAACGUCUCGAGACGAAGUGCGGUUUUCAUCAGUUUUGUCAGUAUAUGAGUGAUUCCGCGAAACGCCAGAGGUGAAAGGGAUUGCUAAAUUUUGGGAAAGUCAGAGACAAUUUUGCUUUUCGCCGAAAUUACUUUGAAUACGGCAAGACCAUUAUUAUUUUCUUCUUUUUAAAUUUCGUUUUUUCAUUCGCUUCUACUCAGGCGAUAUCAGCCCUGUCGGUGACGGAUUGCGGCAAUUUCACGGCCAUCGGGACGAUGUCUGGCGGCGUCGGCGUCUACGACACCCACGAUUUCCGGCAACUUUUAUUUGCUCCAGUAAAAAAAACCCCAAAAUUUUUCAUUAUGCACGAUCAAAUUGUCCAGGAGACCCACGGCAUCUUUGUCACAUCGAUCGAAUUCCUCGACAAGACGGCCAGUGACGUCGUCCUGAAGGACGAACGCGGCAAAGACGUCAUCGAACCGGGACCUGCCGCCGGAUCUCAAGCUUCUCUCGUCUCUCUCAGUGCCGACAAUAGUGUUCAGGUCAGGAAAUGGCAAAAUAGUCCAUCGACCGUUAGGUCAGUGCGUAAGGUGCUAUCGAAACUUGUAAAACUUUUUUUAAUACUGUUGUUAGGAUCCUCAUUGGUCUAGCUUUGAAAAAUAAAUACUUCUGAGUCUUCUAAAAAUCACUAUUGGCCACACGAUUUUUUUAAUUGGAUUUUAGGAUGCCGUGUUUUUUGUUUCCAAAAUCAAAAAUAUCGUCAGGGCGUGAGAGAGAUAACAGAAUUCAGAACUCAAAAGUAAUUUUCAAUUUCGCGAAAGAUGAAAUUCACCACAGCAGCUGUUUAAUGAAAUGUAAUUCGUUUAAAUAGCUAGCAAAGUUUUUUUCUCAUUUGAAUCGUUCCGUUUCAGGUGCACACGGUUCAAUAUCCGCAAAAAUCGUCCAUCAGCGGCUUCCUAUUGAAAUUGUCGAUUUUUAGCCUCUUCAUCUACCUUUUAUUUUUCCUCUUUGCUUAA